Messenger RNA from Xenopus laevis (African clawed frog), 5496 nucleotides. It is a transcript of the gene ndst2.L, whose product is annotated as N-deacetylase/N-sulfotransferase (heparan glucosaminyl) 2 L homeolog. The transcript is spliced from 16 exons. The record is from RefSeq and is a predicted model, not a curated record. Gene Ontology annotation, biological process: heparin proteoglycan biosynthetic process; heparan sulfate proteoglycan biosynthetic process. NCBI's taxonomy places the organism in Eukaryota, Metazoa, Chordata, Amphibia, Anura, Pipidae. Gene Ontology annotation, molecular function: deacetylase activity; sulfotransferase activity; hydrolase activity. The coding region runs from base 893 to 3532 and encodes 879 amino acids. Gene Ontology annotation, cellular component: Golgi apparatus.
GUGAGCUGUCUGCAAGCCUCUGGGCGGGCCCGGACGGGGGGCGGUCUCUCUGGAGAUAGAGAGGGAGGGAGCAGAGCCGCUGUUAUUGUUGCCGCGCUGUGAGAGCUGCUGGGUUGGCGGCUGUAGGGACUAGGGAAGGAGCAGCACCGGUAAAAGCGCCAUCAGCUCUGGGGCGGGGGGAACAUACCAUAGGCAGGGGGAGGUGGAGGAACGUUCUAACUUCCUGGGCUCGUUUUGGAUUGUUCUUCCCGGAUCGAGUUUUCCUGCAGCAUUGUGUUUUACAACAGGCGAUCUACGGAGCAGCCGCAGCCAGACUGCAUUCCAAGUGGAAUCCCAUGCUCCCCCUGCACAGGCCAUUAAGAGGGAUCGAAAACAGACCACUCAUUGGUGCCCUGAGAAUUCCGAGUGCAUAACUUCUCAGAUACACAAAAGGAGAUAGCCAGGGAGGAGAAAUCGAGCGCCACGUGAUGGUUCAUCGCCUUUUUUGAAGAGGAGGAUUGCAAGCGGAGUUUCAGGCACGACCUGGCAGCACGGAUUAAACAACUGCUGGAUUAAUCUUGGGGAGGGAGUUGUUCUGGACAAGAACAGCCUUUCCUGCACAGGAGGAAGAAGGCAUGUAAGAAGAGACUGGCAUUUAAUCUUGUGGAGGAAAUCUAUUAAAGAGCCCAGAUCGGAGUGGAUAGAAGCAAUGGGAAUUGGAGGCCAUGGUAACCUGACAUAAAUGGCAGGCUGGAGGGAUUCUCGCCUCUUCUCUUCCUGCUUUGUUUUUUUAUUCUGGUGCUGCUGUUUCUGUUUCCCUGAGGAAUUUCACAUUGUUAUACUGAGCAAGCAAAGGAAAGUGAUCCAGCAGUUUGGGUGAGUGUUGGGACGGGGUGAGGUGGGUGGCCUCACCAUGAUUCAUCUCUGGAAACUUGUGCGUCACAUGCGACAGUUAGAGCUCCAUCGCUUGAUCUUGCUACUUAUUGCCUUCAGCUUAGCUUCCAUGUGUUUCUUGGCUUACUAUGUUACUAACAGCCCAAAAAUCAAGGAGCCACCCCCUCUACCCUUCAGUGACUGCAGCAGCCAGCAGAGAACUGUGGUGCAGCCCCAAGCUAGCUGGCGAAUUGCAAAAACGGUGGAUACUUCCCGUACUGAACCAGUGGUACUUGUGUUUGUGGAAAGUAUCUACUCUCAGCUUGGACAGGAGAUCGUAGCCAUCUUAGAAUCUGGACGUUUUAAGUAUCGGACAGAAAUAGCCCCUGGAAAGGGGGACAUGCCAACAUUGACUGACAAAGACCGGGGUCGAUAUGCUCUCAUCAUUUAUGAGAAUAUACUGAAGUAUGUGAAUUUAGAUGCAUGGAACAGGGAACUGCUAGACAAAUACUGUGUGGAAUAUGGGGUUGGUAUCAUUGGUUUCUUCAAAGCCAAUGAGAACAGUUUACUUAGUGCUCAGCUGAAAGGGUUCCCUCUUUUCCUACAUUCCAAUUUGGGAUUACGGGACUACCAUAUCAACCCAAAUGCCCCUCUUCUUUAUGUCACUAGAGCAAACGAAGUAGAGCAGGGCCCCCUCCCUGGGGAUGACUGGACAGUAUUCCAGUCGAAUCAUAGCACAUAUGAACCUGUUUUGCUAGCUAGCACCAAAUCCGCAGAAUCCAUUCCUCACCUUGCCACACAUAAGGCACUUCAUGCAACAGUGGUCCAGGACUUGGGCCUUCAUGAUGGAAUCCAGAGGGUGCUCUUUGGCAACAAUCUUAACUUUUGGCUGCAUAAGCUAAUAUUUGUUGAUGCUAUCGCCUACUUGACUGGCAAACGUCUCUGCCUCACCCUUGAUCGUUAUGUUUUGGUGGAUAUAGAUGAUAUAUUUGUUGGUAAAGAAGGCACAAGGAUGAAAGUUUCUGAUGUUGAGGCCUUGCUGAACACUCAGAGCAAGCUGAGAACACUUGUUCCAAAUUUCACGUUCAACUUGGGUUUCUCUGGAAAAUUCUAUCACACAGGUACAGAUGAAGAAGAUGAGGGAGAUGAUAUGCUGCUUCUACACAGGAAGGAGUUCUGGUGGUUUCCCCACAUGUGGAGUCACAUGCAACCUCACCUGUUCCAUAAUGUCACUGUCCUUGCAGACCAGAUGAAACUCAACAAGCAGUUUGCCCAAGAGCAUGGUAUCCCUAUAGAUUUAGGGUAUGCUGUGGCACCUCAUCACUCAGGUGUGUACCCAAUCCACAGCCAACUCUACGAAGCCUGGAAAUCCAUAUGGAACAUCCAGGUAACCAGUACAGAAGAGUAUCCACACUUAAGGCCAGCACGCUUCCGGAGAGGUUUUAUUCACGACAAUAUUAUGGUUUUACCACGACAGACUUGUGGACUUUUCACUCACACCAUUUUCUACAAUGAAUACCCUGGUGGCUCAAAAGAACUUGACAAAUCCAUCCGUGGUGGUGAACUUUUCCUGACUGUUCUACUCAACCCAAUCAGCAUCUUCAUGACACAUCUCUCAAACUACGGCAAUGACCGCCUGGGGCUGUACACCUUUGAGAGCUUAGUGAAGUUUGUGCAGUGCUGGACCAACCUGCGGCUACAAACGCUCCCACCUGUCCAACUGGCAAAGAAAUACUUUGAAAUCUUCCCUGAGGAGAAGAAUCCUUUGUGGCAGAAUCCAUGCGACGACAAGAGGCACAAGGAUAUCUGGUCGAAAGAGAAGACCUGCGACAGAUUGCCCAAGUUUCUUGUUGUUGGACCCCAAAAGACCGGUACUACUGCACUAUAUACCUUUCUUGGCAUGCACCCCGCUGUCACUUGCAACUUUCAGAGCCCAGUCACUUUUGAAGAGAUCCAGUUUUUUAACGGGAUAAACUACCACAAAGGCAUCGACUGGUAUAUGGACUUUUUCCCUAUGCCAUCCAAUGCCAGCACAGAUUUCAUGUUUGAAAAGAGCGCGAACUACUUUGACUCAGAUAUGGUACCAAAACGAGCUGCUGCUCUCCUCCCCAGAGCCAAAGUUAUUGCUGUUCUGAUCAAUCCAGCAGACCGAGCUUACUCCUGGUAUCAGCACCAGCGAGCACACAAUGAUCCAGUAGCGAUGAACUACACGUUUGCUCAGGUGGUAUCUGCAGGGCCACAUGCACCACUAGAACUGCGAAACUUGCAGAACCGCUGCCUGAUGCCCGGGUGGUACACUGUGCACUUGGAGAGGUGGCUCGCCUACUUCUCUGCCAACCAGGUUCAUAUUGUGGAUGGCCAAGAGCUGCGGAGUAACCCAGCCACUGCUAUGGACGGCAUCCAGAAAUUCCUGGGAGUGACGCCACAUUAUAACUACACCCAGGCCCUUAAGUAUGAUGAAGCAAAAGGAUUUUGGUGCCAGUUGGCAGAUAACGGAAAGACAAAAUGCCUUGGAAAGAGCAAAGGCCGAAAAUACCCAGAAAUGGAGCAAUCUUCUCGUAGUUUCCUCGCAGACCUCUUUCGGGAAAACAACAUUGAACUUUCCAAGCUUUUGAACCGACUGGGUCACCCACUGCCAACAUGGCUACGAGAGGAGCUUCAGAAUUCCAGCAGGAGCUGAAGAAGUUGUCCCUUCGGCAGCCUCUGAUGAAAAAUGGUGGCAGCGAUGAAAAGCCAACGAAGCCUGGGAAGAUUUCUUUGACUUGCUCUUUGCUCCCGUUAUGGAAACAAACAACACUAUGAAUGGCGACAUUACUUGUGGGUACGAUUGUGUUCUCAUUGCUGUGGUACGUGGACCUCUAGUGUGACAGCGAACACCUUUGCCUGCUAUUUGCUAUUACAACUCACCGGACGCUGGAGGUGGUUGGGUGAAAUGCGACUCAUUGUACAAAAGUGUUACAAAACCUCUGGCCUCCACAGAGCCAAGAGUAACAGAAUUGCACAAAGGAGCUUCACCCCAACAAGAAACUUAGGGCAUUGAUUCCUCCUCCUCCUCUUGAGUUUGGGGAGGGGGGGUGGUGCAGAUUGUUCUUUAAACUUAUUAUUGUCAAUUCAAAAAAGAAAUAAUAUUGUCAAUUGUAUGUAGCCUAGGAGACCAUUUAUUCUUUAGAGAAGCUCCUCCGGCUACACAGUUACAGUUGUAGGAAAGAGCGUUUAAGUCCAUUUCACACUGUGAUCUCUCUACCCUUUUCUUGAUUCAUUUUAAACGCACACUUGGAAUAGAAUCGUGUCCCCCUUCCUAAACCGUACCAGGUCCAACCCCACUGCCAGCUAUGGUGGUUCAUGUUUCCCCCAUGUUUCCUAGUUGAAAUGACACAAGAGCUCCUCCAAGCAGUGCAUCAUUCUGGGACCUCUGUUAGUUCCAGCUCUCCUUCUGCUUCCUCCAGAGCAGUCAGUAUCAAUACAUAGGCACUUGUAUGUGAAGGGAAUGUCCUUGCUCUCUGGGUUCCCUACAUACAUACAUACAUACAUACAUACAUACAUACAUACAUGUGUACAUGCGUGUUUCUGUGCUACUUGGAUAAAGAUCAUCUUAUUGGUCAGGAGAGCAAUAUCUAAAUAAAAAUGUAAUAGUUGAUUGUGCUGGACCAUAUCUUAUAUCAAGGCUUUGUGUAAAUACAGCGCUUUCAAUACUUUCACACUUGAAGGCCCCAAAACAUGUUGGGAAAAUCCCCGUAUGUAAUCACUGGAACGUUCCUUAGUGGCCCGGGGGUGCUCCUAAACCAGCACUAGAAGUCCCUCUUGGCAGUGAAUAUAGAUCUCGGUUUGUGUAAUGGGGAUACUUUGGGAUUUCAGGUUCACCCUAUUCUCAAGAGAAAGUAUAUAAUUCUGCAUCAUAUAUAGAAACAUAACACUGUGCUGGAGUUUUGAACCUGACGUCUUCACCAGCCGCCCAACUGUGCAUAUUUACUAUUAUAUAUUCAGCUCCUUCUAACUGUCCAUCACUUACAAAUAUGCACUUUUGGUGGGUGAGGUUUAAUGGCUCCUCGUCAUACUGUCACAUAAAACAUUCCUCAUAUGGGUCCUGGAUGUGUCUGGGCCAGGAGUCUGUUAAUGAAAUUAUUGGUUUUUCUUUUUUAAUCUGAAUUUCUCAGCUUUUUUUUUCUUCUUUUCUGGGGGUUGUGAAGACAAAUUGUAUUACGCUAUUGCUCUCAAGUAAACGAGUUUCUGAAUGAUCCAUCAUUCUUCGAUGAACUUGCUCUAAUUUCAGUUGCCCUUCAUAUAAUAUUUUGUUACGAUAACAGAAUGUUGGAGGGGGCAUUUUACACAAGCUUUGUAAGUAGAGCUGUAGGUAUUGUGAAUUUUGUAAAAUGGUCCAUUUAAUCUUGUAUGUUAAAUUUGUAAAUAUUCUGCAAUAUAGUAUUUUAUGCCAUGUACCUUUUUCAGGGGGUAGAGAUUGCGCAACCAAAUGCUUAAACAAGGAGAAGAUACAUGUGGUAUUUUAUCAAGGAGCCCCCUUUGCCCCUCUCUGCACUGGACCCUCAUGUAUUGUGUCAUUCACAUUGAAUGAUGAUAAUGGAGAAAUAUUUGGCUCUCGCAGCUGAACUUGUGUCUAAAUAAAAGCUAGAAGUAGCAUUCCGUGUA